AUGUCGCCUUACACCAGCACCGGCGGUGGGCGUGCCCCCAACGUGUCUCGCUACCUGCGCGACCUCAAUACCGUCAAGGAGCCCGCCGCUGGCGAGGAGAACUUCACCUUCGAGGACGACCUCGCCAUUUUCACCAACACUCAGUUCUUCGACUUCGAAACCGGCCAGCACACCGAUUACCAGGCAUCGGCCAAGAAGCCCGAAACCGUCGAGCCCCAGGCUCCCUCUAGCGCCGUUACCGAAGAAUUGACCUCGCCCAUCGGAGAUUUCAACGUCGACUUUUCCAUGCCAGGCGAAUUCAACUUCCACGAUUUUACCAACCCCUACCCUGCCUCGGGCGUUCCGCCCUUCGCCGAAGGCCUGGGUAACCUUCAACCCCUCCAGCCCAACCCUCAAUCCACCUACGCGGCUCCUCCUGUCUCUCAGCAGCAGAACCACCACUAUGGCGCCCCUACACCGAGGGCCACCGAGACCAGAACCCCUGAGUCUUUGAACGGCGUUAGCAGACCCGGCCACAGCUUCGAGGAGCAGUCCCGCGUCGCUGCCGAGGAAGACAAGCGCAGGAGAAACACGGCCGCCUCUGCCAGGUUCCGCAUCAAGAAGAAGCAGCGCGAACAGGCCCUCGAGAAGAGCGCCAAGGAGAUGUCCGACAAGGUCUCCGCUCUCGAGCAGCGCAUCAACCUCCUCGAGACCGAGAACCGCUGGCUAAAGAACCUCGUCAUGGAGAAGAACGAGGGCAACGAAGACAUCGCUUCCAUGCUCAAAGAGUUCCAGAACAAGCAACCAAAGUCGACUGCGGCAUCUUCAGGCUCUGUAAAGGCGGAGGAGGCAAAGUAG
Messenger RNA from Colletotrichum higginsianum IMI 349063, 837 nucleotides. RefSeq names its product Basic region leucine zipper. NCBI's taxonomy places the organism in Eukaryota, Fungi, Ascomycota, Sordariomycetes, Glomerellales, Glomerellaceae. Bases 1 to 837 code for a protein of 278 amino acids. The record is from RefSeq and is a predicted model, not a curated record. The transcript has 2 exons. Gene Ontology annotation, biological process: regulation of transcription by RNA polymerase II. Gene Ontology annotation, molecular function: DNA-binding transcription activator activity, RNA polymerase II-specific; RNA polymerase II transcription regulatory region sequence-specific DNA binding. Gene Ontology annotation, cellular component: nucleus.